Messenger RNA from Miscanthus lutarioriparius, 897 nucleotides. The record is from the annotation of a GenBank genome assembly. Lineage: Eukaryota; Viridiplantae; Streptophyta; Magnoliopsida; Poales; Poaceae.
AUGAGCUGCGCCGCCGCCGCGCUUGCGGUCGCCCUCAUCGCUGCCGUUGCCGGCGCCACCGCCGCGGGGUCGCCGGCCGCGGGCACGUGCGCGCGGAGGGGCGCGCCGCCGUUCCUCGACGCCGUCGGAUCCCGCUGCCCCUUCGUCCGGAUCGAGCCGUCCCCGCCCCUCGAGGUGAGAGGAGAGGCUGUUGAUACUGAGUUGAACCUUCGAAGGAGGGGUGCUUCAUACUCUAUUCUUUUUUAUGCUGCAUGGUGUCCAUUUUCGAGCAAAUUCCGACCAAUAUUCGAAGCUCUCAGCACGAUGUACCCUCAGAUACAUCACUUUGCUGUUGAAGAAUCUUCUGCUACACCAAGUUUGUUUUCAAGAUAUGGAGUCCGUGGUUUCCCAGCCAUUCUUCUUGUAAAUGAGACUACGAUGGUUCGAUAUCGGGGUUCAAAAGAUCUUAACUCUCUGGUCGAUUUCUAUAAAGAGACUACAGGUCUGGAUCCAAUUGCAUAUAUUGAUGUUGUCCAGCAAGAGAGCGCAGGAAGCUUGAGCUCAGUUAUGCCAUGGGAUCGUUCUCUGCGUGAAAUGGCUAAAGAUGAGCCGUAUUUGUUAGCUGCAGUUCUUUUUAUCAUCCUGAAGGUUGCAGCGCACUUCAUACCUGUUGUCAUGUCUCAUCUGAGAGCUUUCUUAGUUGUCCGUGUCCAAAACUUGAACCUAGGGAUCCUUAGGGGAUCAAACCAGCUCUUGGAACGAGCCUUGAAUGUUCUUGAUAUGAGGAGGCUUUGGAGCAAGCUGAGACUGAGCAACAAGGCAACAGACUUGAGGAAGGGAGCAAGUAAUGCUCGAGCUUGGGCUUCUUCUUUUGCUUCUGUUUCACUGGGUGAACCAUCAUCUUCUAGACAAGCUUAG